Brenthis ino (lesser marbled fritillary) is the source of this 1785-nucleotide messenger RNA. Lineage: Eukaryota; Metazoa; Arthropoda; Insecta; Lepidoptera; Nymphalidae. The record is from the annotation of a GenBank genome assembly.
AUGCCACGGGAUAUUUUAAGCGACAGCUUAGCUGUCCUUGGAAUUGUAGAGCAUGAAGAUGAAGAAAACUGGCCAUUGGAAGAUAAAACAUCCUUCAAACAAAAUAGUAAAAAAGUUUCCAGAGCUCUAACAAACAAUGACCGAGCCUAUCCGAAGAAUGACUGUGCAUGUUAUUAUAACUAUGCACUUGGGGAAGGUGCUACAAAUCGUCAGACUGAUCCCAUUUAUCAGUACAAAACUAGCAGUCUCCCUGCUACUGCUUCUAUUAAUCAGUCCUGGGACAAUAUAGUUUGUUCAGCAAUGCAAAUAGCCCCUGAAGAUAUUGCCAAUCAACUGUCCCUUCUGGAUUUACCUUGUUUUAAAUCAAUCAAAGCUGAAGAGCUUACUUCAUGUGGUUGGAUGAAAGCAAACAAAUUGACUGAGGCACCAAAUGUAGUGGCCUUUACAAAAAGAUUUAAUAGGGUUAGUUUCUGGACAGUACAAGAAAUACUCAAUGGACAAACACCAAAAGCUCGGGCUGAAAUAUUAGCUCACUUUAUAAAAGUGGCUAAAAAAUUAUAUGACCUGAAUAAUCUUCACUCUCUUUUUGCUGUCAUCUCUGCUUUGCAUAGUGUUAGUAUAUAUAGGUUGACUAAGACUUGGGGCUGCUUAUCAAAGAAAGAUAAACAGCAAUUUGACAAACUUGCAGAGUUAUUUGGCGAAAAAGAUAAUUGGACAGCUCUACGUGAAUAUAUGCGAUCUAUCUCGCUCCCGUGCAUUCCUCACCUUGGUAUAUUUUUAACAGACCUGGUGUACCUAAAUAAUAUAGCACCGAGCUCCCCACACCGUGUUGCUAAAAUGGCGGUAGUAUUGAAAGCCCUAGAAUGCUACCAACAAUCCGAAUACGAUAUCGCUCCUCUUCCUCACGUUGCUAAUUAUCUAAAUAGUGUGCGAUAUAUAGAAGAGCUCCAGAAAUUUCUAGAAGAAGAUCAAUACAAAUUGUCACAGAAACUGGAGCCUCAAUCGCCAGUAGUAAGCUGUGAGGGUUCUAAGGAGUCUGUAAAGGAAAUGCAAAUACAAGGCACUUCCACCCCAUUCUCUCUAUCUCCCUCACACCGACUGGGUUCCGGAUCACUGAGGAUACAAGGCUCAUACACUCAGGCUAAAUUUAUACCGACUCAUAGAAAGUGCAGGUCGCUUGGUUCCAAGUUUCGAAGCGCGAGCUUACCAAGAAAUUUUCACAAGGUCAAUUUCGGUGUGGGUAUAUUCGGUAAGAGCCAUAGCGAGGACAAAGAUGAAAAGACUCCUGGCGGGUCGGUCAAUUUGCUGGAUGACACCUUGCUAGAGUCGCCCAGCUCUGUUUCGGGCAAUAAGAUUACACAAUCUUUGCCGUAUAGCGAUGUACUGUCAGUCAUUGAUUUAGUGGAGUGCGAUUUCCAAAGUUUUGUUAGACGAAAAACGAUAUUGAAAGAGGGAAGAAAGAUAUCGCUUUCUUCAUGGCAACGGUAUUGGCUACAGUUAUCUAGCAAUAUUCUUAUAUUCUAUGGUUCAAAAACAUUUAAAGGGACGAACCGAAGUGACUUCAGUAAGCAGCGUUGUAAGGUGCUACCGUUGCAUGACGGCUGGCGGGCGGUGUGGAUGGAGAGUGAGGCGUGCGAUGUCUUCCAACUCAUUGACCACCACGCUAGUACAAUAUAUAAGUUCAAGACUGGAAGCGAAUCGACGGCGAAGCAAUGGGUGACAACGAUAAAUGAUGUAACAAUCAAAAUGGUAAAGCCGCUUCCUGCCAAUCUCAUGUCCUUCGAA